Molecule: messenger RNA, 2234 nt
Organism: Phascolarctos cinereus (koala)
Lineage: Eukaryota; Metazoa; Chordata; Mammalia; Diprotodontia; Phascolarctidae
Biological process (GO): regulation of transcription by RNA polymerase II
Molecular function (GO): RNA polymerase II cis-regulatory region sequence-specific DNA binding; DNA-binding transcription factor activity, RNA polymerase II-specific
Source: RefSeq, a predicted model, not a curated record
CCGGCCCGGGCCAUUUCCGGAGGCAGCAGCUGGGAGGAGGCGGUUCUCAGGUGCUCGCACGCCAGGUAUUGAGCUGGCAUGGACAAGACACUUCCUGGUGGUGACAGACAUUCAGAUCCCCACGUGAAGGUCCCAGUUAGAGAGAUGAUAUCGCUUAAUAAGAAAUCAGUGACGUUCAAGGAUGUGGCUGUGGAUUUUACUGAGGACGAGUGGAGACAGCUGAACCCUACUCAGAGACAGCUGUACAGGGAUGUGAUGCUAGAGAACUACAGAAACCUAAUUUUUCUAGGGUUUUCAGUUUUCACACCUGUUGUGAUCUCUCGUUUAGAAGGAGGAGAAGAGCCAUGGACAGUGGAGAGAGAAAUCCCAGGAAGCCCCGGUGCAGAUUGGGAGACUAAUCCUGAAGCCAGGGAAUUAGCUCCAAAGCUAAGCAUGCCUGUGGAAGAGCUGUCCCUGCAAAGCUUUACAAGGAUUAGUUCCCAGGGCUACAGGUUGGGAGAUACCUGGGAAUACAAUGUCAAGUUUGGGGAACAGCAGGACAACCAAGAGACAGAUUCUAUACAAGUAACAGUCACCCAAAGGAAAGUUCCUAAUAAGCUGAGGGGCCAUGAAUAUAAUAAAUUUGGAAGAAGCUUCAAUGUUGGAUCCAUCCUUGUUCCACCACAGAAAAUUCCUAUGAAAAAGAGUCUGCGUAAAUAUAGUACAUAUGGAAGAAGCCUCAAACAGUAUUCCAGCCUGAUGAAAUGUAGUAGAAUCUCCUCAGAAUUUUGUAAGGGUAAUGAAUCAGGCAAAGCCUUCUGUUACUACACAGACUUUCAUCAGUAUCAUAGAGUACAUACUGGGAAAAAGGCUUAUAAAUAUAAUGAAAAUGGAAAGGCUUUUAGCCAGAAUACACACAUUACACAGAAUCAGAGAAUUAGUCCUGGACAAAAGUCCCAUAAUUGUAAUGAACCUGGUCAGAUCUUCACCCGCAGUUCAUCUUUCACUACACAUCUGAAAGUCCAUAUCGGAGAGAAACCUUAUAAAUGUAAUGACUGUGGGAAAAUCUUUGGCUACAUUUCAUCCCUUAUUAAUCAUCAGAGAAUACAUACUGAAGAGAAGCCUUAUGCGUGUAAUUCAUGUGGAAAGUCCUUCAGAGACAGAUCAUACCUUACUCAACAUCAGAGAAUUCACACUGGAGAGAAACCCUAUAAGUGUAAUGAAUGUGGAAAAGUUUUCAUCCGAGGUACACAUCUUACUCGACACCAAAGAAUUCACACUGGAGAGAAACCUUAUCAUUGUAAUGAAUGUGGAAAAGCCUUCAAUCAGAGCACGCACCUUAUUCAACAUCAGAGAAUUCAUACUGGGGAGAAACCCUACAAAUGUAAUGUAUGUGGAAAAGCCUUCAGCCAGAGCACAUACGUCAUUCAACAUCAGAGGCGUCACACUGGAGAGUACCCCCAUAAGUGUGAUGAAUGUGGCAAAGCCUUCAGCCAAAGGUCAUCUCUCAUUGAGCAUCAGAGAAUCCAUACUGGAGAGAAACCCUGUGUAUGUAAUGAAUGUGGGCGAGCUUUUAGGAGUUACCCAUCUCUUACUAAACAUCAAAGAAUUCAUACUGGAGAGAAACCCUAUUUGUGUAAUGAAUGUGGGAAAGCCUUUAGCCGCAGUGCUUACCUUACUCAACAUCAAAGAAUUCAUACUGGAGAGAAGCCCUUUAAUUGUAUUGAAUGUGGGAAAAGUUUCAUUCGGAGUGCACACCUUAUUGAACACAAAAGAAUUCAUACUGGAGAGAAACCUUAUGAAUGCAGUGAAUGUGGAAAAGCCUUCAGCAAUCGCUCAUCGGUUACUAAACAUCAAAAAAUUCACACUCAAGCAAAACACUAUGAAUGCAAUGAGUGUGGGAACACCUUUAUUAAGAAAUCAUUACUUCUUCAACAUCGGAAAAUUCAUAUUGGCAAGUAACUGUAAAUAUAAUGACUAUGGUAAAGCUUCAGCCACAGCCACCAUUAGCCAUAUGUAUUCAUGAGAGAAUUCAUACUGGUGGAAAUCCCUAUCAAUGAAAUGAAUAUUGGACAGCCUUCAGAUGCGGAUAUCAUUUGAGACUUCACACUAGAGAAUGAUCUUGAGAUUCGAAAGAUUCAUGAUCUUGUUGAUGUGGGUACUUUUUCUUCCUGAUGUAGACAGUAAUCUCUUAGUAGACAGUUUGUGUGGUGGAAAGAACCUUGUGUAUAUAGUCAGGAUUUUGUUCAAUCAUU